GCGCUGAGGUCAGCGGCGAGCGGGCGCCGUCACAAAAGGAAGUGGCGGUAGCAACAGUGGCCGGUAGUGUGGGGCGGGGCGGGGCGGGGGGUGGCAGCGGCGGAGGCCGUGCCAUGGCCCAGCAGCAGGUGAGCAGCUCGCAGAAGGCGCUGAUGCUGGAGCUGAAGUCGCUGCAGGAGGAGCCGGUCGAGGGCUUCCGCAUCACCCUGGUCGACGAGUCCGACCUCUACAACUGGGAGGUGGCGAUCUUCGGGCCGCCCAACACCCUCUACGAGGGGGGGUACUUCAAGGCUCACAUUAAGUUUCCUAUUGACUAUCCAUAUUCACCACCUACCUUCAGAUUCCUGACCAAAAUGUGGCACCCCAACAUUUAUGAGAACGGAGAUGUAUGUAUUUCAAUUCUUCACCCGCCUGUAGAUGACCCACAAAGUGGAGAGCUGCCAUCUGAGAGGUGGAACCCUACCCAAAAUGUCAGGACUAUCUUACUGAGUGUAAUUUCUCUGCUUAAUGAGCCCAAUUUCUCUCCUGCCAAUGUUGCAUCAGUCAUGUUCAGGAAAUGGAGGGACAGUAAAGGAAAAGACAAGGAGUAUGCUGAAAUCAUAAGGAAACAGGUUUUGGCUACCAAAGCUGAGGCAGAGAAGGAUGGCGUGAAGGUCCCCACUACACUGGCAGAGUACUGCAUCAAAACUAAAGUGCCUUCCACUGACAACAGUUCGGAUUUGCUUUACGACGACUUGUAUGAUGAUGACAUUGACGACGAGAUGAGGAGAGAGGACGCUGAAUGUUAUGAUGAUGAUGAUUCUGGCAAUGAGGAGUCGUGACCUGCUCCCUCUAUGCCCCUGUACUGCCCUGCUGACUCAGGCCAGAAGGGAGCAGCAGUAACCUAGCAGCAGUCCAGCAAAAAAAGUGUGUGUGUGUGGGUGGGUGGGGAUCAAAAACCUAUUGUCUCCUGCUGUCUCCUGUUGUAUGGAUCUGUUUGCUCCUUUUUUAUGGACCUCUUAGAGACCCUCCACAGAAUGUCUGAAUUCUUGCAGUCUUAACCCUUUCAUCACUGUAUUAUGAUUUCUUUUUAAAAAGAAAUUCCCCUUUUCACUUCUCUAUGAAACGCUCACAGCGAAACAGGGUUGCUCACGUUUAGGUUAUUGAAUUCAAUAGUCUUGCAUUGAGAUGUUUAAUGUAUUUAAAGGUAGAACAAACCCAUUGGAAGCUGGGUUUUGGGGAGCUCAAGUGCUGCACUUACUGGGAAAAAAAAAUCCACACAAAGCAAAUUGCCAAGGUUUAGCUGCUCCAUUUACAAAAUAGCAUGUGUACAUUCGUUUAGCCUUGUGGUGGUGGCUUUUCCUUUUUAAGGUAUGGGGCGGAGAGUGUAAAGCUACUGUGUGUUGAGCUUGAUGGGCUGUUACUGAAAGGUACAGUAUUCCUUUUCAGCCUGCUCAAGUUAGGAAAUAGCUGGCCCCUGGAGCCCCAGCGGCACAAUCAGCUUUGUCUCUG
This is a messenger RNA of Cygnus olor (mute swan), 1491 nucleotides long. Its product is annotated as ubiquitin-conjugating enzyme E2 R2-like. Gene Ontology annotation, biological process: ubiquitin-dependent protein catabolic process; protein polyubiquitination. Gene Ontology annotation, molecular function: ubiquitin conjugating enzyme activity. Lineage: Eukaryota; Metazoa; Chordata; Aves; Anseriformes; Anatidae. The record is from RefSeq and is a predicted model, not a curated record.